UUUUAGCUGCCCACUUGGACUCCUCUCUCUCUUUUUUUCUCUUCUUUUCUUACUAGAAAGCUUCAACAAUUACUUGCCUCCAAAGUAGUCUAGAAACUAUUGAAAGACUGUUUAGUGAGUGAAAAAUCUAAUCCAUUACUUGCCCGUGAAGUAGUCUUAUUCCAAAUCAUACCUUAAAUUUAGGGUCUUUUCCAGUACAAUCCUAUACCUUGGUCAUAUCCCAGAAUAAGAAGAUACUGUAUCUAAAUUCAUGAUUUUAUACCUGAGCUCUUAUAUCUUAGUAGAGAUUUAUAAUUUAAUUUUGAAACAUAAACCUAAAGGUGGUCCCACGCCCCACAAUACGAAAACGGGAACCCACAAAUGGGCUUCCACGAACCAUCGGGCUCUGCAGCCACAUGUUAAAAUAGUAGCCAAUUUCUCCACCAGACAAAACCCCCAGCACGUAAAAAACACAAUCCACGGCUCUGAUCGAAUGCCCACUACGGAUAAGGAUAAAUCGAGGGAUCCCGCCUCCGUUAACUGCCACCAGUCUCAGCCCCCUGCUUACGUCACCUAGCAACCUUUUCACUAAUUAUCCGUUUAUCCUCCCACACAUAUAAAUACACAUUUGCGCUUCUGUCGAAACCCAAACUCUGAAAAUUCUGGGAGUGAGGUGGAAAUGGAAGCUCAGACUGGUGUUUGCUCAUGGAUCAGAGCCAAGCGUAUCGGCGAGGGCUCGUUCGGGACCGUUGAUCUUGCCGUGACGAGAUCCGACGGCGGCGUUUUCGCCGUGAAGUCGGUUGAUCGGAGAGUGGGUCAGGAGUGUCGGGUGGAGGCACUUGAGAACGAGAUUGGGGUUCUCCGGCGUCUGUCGUCGCCGUAUGUGGUUAGGUAUCUGGGGGAUGAUGUGAGUGUGGAAGGUGGGACGGCGCCGUUUCGGAACCUGCAUGUGGAGUAUAUGCCAGGUGGCACCGUUGCUGACUUGGCGGUGCUUUCCGGCGGGAAGUGUGCUGACGUGGACGAGAGGAUUGUGCGGUCGUACACGUAUUGCAUCGUCUCGUCUUUGAGGUAUGUCCACUCGAUGGGGCUGGUGCAUUGCGACGUGAAAGGGAGGAACGUCUUGGUCGGCGGCGGAGCCGGCGUGGCGAAGCUCGCAGACUUCGGGGCGGCGAGGAGGAUAACCGGGGAAGUGGGUCGCCAGAGUAGCGCGAUUUUGCCGCGUGGGAGCCCGCUUUGGAUGGCGCCGGAGGUCAUCCGCCGGGAGUAUCAGGGACCGGAGUCCGACGUCUGGUCUCUGGGAUGCACAGUCAUCGAGAUGGUCUCCGGAAAACCAGCGUGGGAAGAUUGCGGCGCUGAUACUCUCUUUCGAAUUGGGUUCUCCGAUGAGCUGCCGAAGUUCCCAGCUCAGUUAUCGGACUUGGGCCGCGAUUUUCUCGAGAAAUGCUUGAGGAGAGAGCCCACUGAAAGGUGGAGCUGCGAUCAGCUGCUGCAACACCCAUUUGUAUCAUCUUCAUCCCCCAAUUACAUCACAGACGCAUCCCCGAGAUCGGUCCUCGACUGCUUCAAUUUCAGUGAUGACGACGAUGAAGAAACCGAACUGAACCCCAAUCCUGCCCCCAAAAAUUCAGUUUCUGCCCAUGACAGAAUCCGAAAAUUAGCUUCAAACAGAGGGCCAGUUUGGGAAUCAGAAGAUUGGAUGGACGUCAGGACAUGGAUCAGUGACAGAGCAGAAGCAACAGCGGCGAGCUGUUGUGGGGACGAAGGAGAAGGGACCAAUUCGGCAUAUUCGAAUUCCACAGGGAAAACAGAGGAAAGUGAGAAAACAUUUGCCGAAUGUCCGAGUACACGUGGCACUCCCCUAUUGGACACUGUUGGUAAGCUAGGGUGCGACCCUGGGUCAAGCUGUGGGUACGAGUCAGGGACGAAUGGCUCGGGGGAGAGUAAAGAGACUGGGGUUUACAGCCAUUGUAAAUUAAUAUUACUAUUAUCAUAUUUGAGAAUAAUGAGAAGAAAUUCACAAAUUUUUUAUAUUUAUAUUAUUUAUCUUGAACCUCUGACUUUAAUUGACGCAUGUGACCGACUCUUUCAUAGCUACCAAAAUGAUAUCUCUGAUUUGGUAUGUUAUACAGUUGUACAAUCAUUAUUCCACCACAAAUUAUUGUCAACCUCCAGUAAAUUAAUGUAGUACAGGUUGUCAAGUCAUAAAUAUUGAAGACAACACGACAAAAUAUUUAUAAAUCUUUCAAACUAGGUUAUUUAUUGUCUGUUUCAA
Molecule: messenger RNA, 2251 nt
Organism: Vitis vinifera (wine grape)
Lineage: Eukaryota; Viridiplantae; Streptophyta; Magnoliopsida; Vitales; Vitaceae
Product: mitogen-activated protein kinase kinase kinase 18
Exons: 1
Coding region: 659-2164 (501 amino acids)
Biological process (GO): protein phosphorylation
Molecular function (GO): ATP binding; protein kinase activity
Source: RefSeq, a predicted model, not a curated record